Messenger RNA from Exserohilum turcica Et28A, 915 nucleotides. RefSeq lists its product as uncharacterized. The transcript has 3 exons. The record is from RefSeq and is a predicted model, not a curated record. Lineage: Eukaryota; Fungi; Ascomycota; Dothideomycetes; Pleosporales; Pleosporaceae. Gene Ontology annotation, molecular function: protein binding. Bases 1 to 915 code for a protein of 304 amino acids.
AUGACUCUUUUCGAUCCCAUCCUUGGUCGUACCGCUGCCAACUUCACUCAUGCCCUUCCGAUCGAUUCGAUUUCUGGGAUCUUCGGUAAAGGAGGACGAGCCAUCAGAAGAUUCCUGGGGUCCAAGGCUGAGUUUCUCGACAAUCUGGACAAUCAUAUUGGUCGAGUGACAGCCAGAUGGAAAGACCAAGGCGUGUAUCUUGCUGUCACAAACAUUGCUGGUUUCUUUGAUUACGGAACGGACGAAAAUGCCAUGCGGCAAGCGUUCCUAAUCGAGCUUUCAUCAAAAACCGACAACUCGGGUUCUACUGCCACCAGCGACAUACCACGCACAGCAUCCACAGUCGACCAACAGGAUCCUCUCCAACCUACCAUCGCAGCAGGCGAAAUCGAUGAGCACCUUACCCAACUCGCCUCGCGCCGCACCUUUAAGAAUGCCAAACUCCUCUUCAACGAUACGUUUGCGCUUACCCUGCGCCGUCUCAGCGACAAGAACGUGCUUCCUCACGUACACAUGGCGCUCUGUUUCCUUUCGUCACUCGCUUCUUUUGGCUCCAGUACCUAUGUCCCAUCGCUCAACGACGACAUUCCCUGGGCCGACCUGGCCGCUUAUUUGAACGCUCUUUUGACAACCGAACAAAGCCAAUCAGCAGCGCUUGCCGGAAGCGAUACUGCUGACAUCAAUGCACUAGUAACUGCACCGUUAUUUCCAGCUGCCAAUGAACGCGAAGAUGAACUCCCGCUUCCAGAAGAUAAUCUGGUUAGGGGUCUCGUCUGGGUAGAAGACUACUUUCCCAAGACGUGGUUUGAGAGGAAGCCAGAUGAAGAGGAGCGUUACCUCGAGCUAGCAAGCACAGUCAAGAACUGUACCAAUCGCGUCUUCAGGUUGGGCUAUACACUCUCAAAGUACAAAUGA